AUGAACCCUACUCUGACGGCGGAGGCGGCGGCGCAGCUGCAAGAGGGGAUUCAUUUGGUGUUUUCUCGAUGGGCCGCCCUCCGCAUGGCCGUCGAGAACGAGUGGGGCGGCCGUGACUCGCUCCACAAAUCUCAUCAGCUCGAGCUGAGUAUUUUUCAACGCCUCACUCAAACAAAAGAACAAGUCUACAUUGAUGACAUAGAGGAUAUGCUUGACGACUUCAUGCUUUCGUUAAACACUGAGAUUGGAGAUGGCAGCAUUGAGGAGGUAUUAUCCCUUUGA
This is a messenger RNA of Striga hermonthica, 282 nucleotides long. Lineage: Eukaryota; Viridiplantae; Streptophyta; Magnoliopsida; Lamiales; Orobanchaceae. The record is from the annotation of a GenBank genome assembly.